AUGGCGACUACUAUGGAUACAGCACUGAGCCUGGAGCCCCAUGCUUACACGAGCGGUCGGUGGUUACGGCGUGAUAAACUGGAGACUGAUUCGCGCUUUAUCCAAUUUGACUUUGGUGCUCUUUGCCAGAAGGUCAUUGAGCUAUGCCCAGGAGCAAAUUUCAUAAAGUCUUGUCAAAAAAUUGAAGGGGGCUUCAACAGGGUCUUUGUCUUCACCCUAGACAAUGCGAAGACGAUCGUGGCGAAGCUCCCAUUUCGACUGGCAGGGCCUGCGAAGCUGACCACUAUUUCUGAAGUUGCUACAAUUCGCUACUUACAAGCGAAGACAAAUAUCCCUAUCCCAAAAGUCCUCGACUACAAUCAUGACGCAAGUGAUGGAACAAAUACCGUCGGCAGCGAGUAUACAAUUAUGGAACAUGCAACUGGCGUUCCACUACGCGAUAAAUGGCAUGAAAUGGCUGGCGACCAGCAAGUUAGGUGCAUAGAUGCAAUCUAUCGGACAGUGAAGGAAAUUGACGAUUUGGAAUUCCCGGCGUAUGGGAGCAUUUACUUCGAUGAUGCUAUUGACUCUGCCAGAAAACAACAUUUAAGUGACGGUUUCUGUAUUGGGCCUCACUGUGGUCCUAGAUAUUGGGACACAGAUACCGGCGAAAGAAGAUAUUAUUGUCACGCAAAUGAAAACCAUGGGCCAUGGUCGAGCAUUGGCAAAUAUUGUGAUGGUCUUAUUGACGCUGGUCUGUCGCGAGUCCCUCCAGUGGAUACCGAACUCGAGGGGAGACCGAUCUAUCAUGGAUUGCCCGAAACGCAUUUGGCUCUUCUAGAACGUACUCGUUCUGUGCUGAAGCGAAUGGCUGCAGAUGCUCGAAUUAGCAAUUCCGCCGUACCCCUAUUAUUCCACCCGGACUUGCAUAUGAGGAAUAUAUUCGUUUCGGAAAACGAUCCUUCUGCCAUCACUAGUAUUGUUGAUUGGCAAUCAGCUAGUAUCGAACCAGCGUUCUGGUACUCAGACGAGGUUCCGGACCUUGCUACAGGGAGUGAGAUAUGCGCCAAAGCUUUUGAGUUAUCUUUACAAUUUUUCGUACCAAAACUCUCAGCCCCGAGACUGAUGAAUGAUGACCUUUUUCGUCCAUUCCGUUAUUGUUAUAGAACAUGGAAGGAUGGUGCAGUGGCUUUGCGUCAUGAGAUGAUUGAAACUGCUCUGCAUUGGAAUAAGUUGGGAUAUGAAGGCCAAUGCCCUUAUCCUCUACCUAUCCAGGAGGAAUUUGAGAACCAUAUAAAGGAAUACAGACUCUUUGAGGCAGCACAGCAAUUGCGGACUGACUUGUCCGGCUUGCUAAAUACAGCAUCAGACGGAUGGGUUCCUCUAGAUGAUUGGAAAGCGACACAAUUAGCUCACAGGGAACUCUUCGAUGGGAUGCUGCAUGCUGUUUUAACCAACGCUAAUUCAGACGAUGGGGAGCCGGUAAAAGACGAGAAAACUUUGAGGUCAAUCUGGCCAUUCGACAUUGAUUAA
Messenger RNA from Aspergillus affinis, 1512 nucleotides. Its product is annotated as aminoglycoside phosphotransferase family protein. Lineage: Eukaryota; Fungi; Ascomycota; Eurotiomycetes; Eurotiales; Aspergillaceae. Gene Ontology annotation, cellular component: mitochondrion. The transcript has 4 exons. The record is from RefSeq and is a predicted model, not a curated record. Bases 1 to 1512 code for a protein of 503 amino acids.